UAGGCCUUCACCCUGAGUUGGCACCACCUACCCACCAUGUUGAAGACGUCACUGCUUGGGAAGGACUUCACCAGUGAGCCCAGCUCCUUGGACGACAGGUCCAAGUCAUUCUCGGAGAGUAGGGGCAGCUUAGCUUCAGAGAACGUCCAUCCUGCUGAGGAAGCCAGUGGAUUAUCGAUCAUGCAAACGUUGAUCCAUUUAUUGAAAUGCAACAUUGGCACAGGGCUCCUGGGGCUUCCCCUGGCCAUGAAAAAUGCCGGCUUAUUGGUGGGUCCUAUCAGCCUGCUGGCCAUUGGGAUCCUCACUGUGCACUGCAUGGUCAUCCUGUUGAACUGCGCCCAUCACCUCAGUCGGAGAUUGCAAAAGACUUUUGUGAACUACGGAGAGGCCAUGAUGUACAGCCUGGAAACCUGCCCAAACGCCUGGCUGAGGACCCACUCAGUGUGGGGCAGGUACACCGUCAACUUCUUAUUAAUCACCACCCAACUGGGAUUCUGCAGCGUGGAAAGAGAGGCUUCCAAUCAUAUGGUGGAAGAUGCCCACAUGACCUCCAACAACUGCCAACCCAGGAAGAUCCUGGUGCUGACCCCCAUCCUGGACAUCCGCUUUUACAUGCUGACAAUCCUGCCCUUCCUGGUCCUGUUGGUGUUUAUCCAGAACCUCAGGAUGCUGUCCAUCUUCUCGACACUGGCCAAUAUCACCACCCUGGGGAGCAUGGCUCUGAUCUUUGAAUAUAUCAUACAGGAGAUUCCAGAUCCCAGCAGCCUCCCUUUGAUGGCAAGCUGGAAGACCUUCUUGCUGUUCUUUGGUACAGCCAUCUUCACAUUUGAAGGCGUUGGUACGGUUCUACCCCUCAAAAAUCAGAUGAAGCAUCCGCAACAGUUUUCUUUUGUUCUGUACUUGGGGAUGUCCCUUGUCAUCAUCCUCUACAUCUGCCUGGGGACACUGGGCUACAUGAAGUUUGGGUCCAACACCCAGGCCAGCAUCACCCUCAACUUGCCCAAUUGCUGGCUGUACCAGUCGGUCAAGCUGAUGUACUCCAUCGGCAUCUUCUUCACCUAUGCCCUCCAGUUCCACGUCCCAGCCGAGAUCAUCAUCCCCUUCAUCAUCUCCCAGGGGUCAGAGAGCUGGACACUGUUUAUAGACCUGUCUGUCCGCACAGCCUUGGUCUGUCUGACCUGUGUCUCGGCCAUCCUCAUUCCCCGCCUGGACCUGGUCAUCUCCCUGGUGGGCUCCGUGAGCAGCAGUGCCCUGGCCCUCAUCAUCCCGCCCCUCCUGGAGCUCAUCACCUUUUAUGUUGAAGACAUGAGCUGUGUGACCAUUGCCAAGGACAUCAUGAUCAGUAUCCUGGGCCUGUUGGGGUGUGUAUUUGGAACAUACCAAGCCCUCUAUGAGUUGAUCCAACCCAUCAACCAUUCCAUAGCCAACUCCACAGGUGUCUAUGCAUAAUUAUCUAUUUUUAUUCUAAUAGCUCUCCCUUCCUCCCAUCCCCAACUUGACUUCCAUUGUGGAUGUUAUAUACAUUCAUCAAACCCCAACAUCUCUAUGUUAAUUAGCGGCUUCUUUAUCUUUCCACGAGAAAUGUACAUGACACAAGUCAGUACUCACACCUCUCAGACUAUGCCUUUUUUGGUUUUGGAUUUCUUCAGAGGUCUUUUGUACCUAUGAACCAAAACCACAUUCAAC
Messenger RNA from Callorhinus ursinus (northern fur seal), 1686 nucleotides. RefSeq names its product solute carrier family 36 member 3 (gene SLC36A3). NCBI's taxonomy places the organism in Eukaryota, Metazoa, Chordata, Mammalia, Carnivora, Otariidae. Gene Ontology annotation, cellular component: vacuolar membrane. Gene Ontology annotation, molecular function: glycine transmembrane transporter activity; L-proline transmembrane transporter activity; L-alanine transmembrane transporter activity. The record is from RefSeq and is a predicted model, not a curated record. Gene Ontology annotation, biological process: proline transmembrane transport; proton transmembrane transport; L-alanine transport.